AUGCAUUGGAAAAGCCUCCGCAUGGGUCCCUCCGACGGCAAUGACUCCAAAAGACGCAGCUUCGUCGAAUCCCACCCUCUCCCCCGGCAUAGCGAACAGUUCCCUCGCGACACCCCUUCCCCAGCCCAUCUAGCCCCCCGACGCUCGGAAUCCACCCCUCGCUCGCCACAAGGUAUAGGCUCUGACCAGGCCCCUGAUGCAGGCAACAAUGGCCAACCGCAUCCUCCGGACUUCCGAUCCAAUACGCCCCCCGCCCGGCCGAGACACCCCGGCGUAGGUCUGCUAUCCGGCGACAGCGCGACCAUGCGCAGAAACAGGUUCAGUUUUAUGAGACUACGUCAUGCGUCGGACCCCCAGUUGUCCAAAUCCUACGCUAAGGCUGAGGAAGACACUCCCCCGGUGCCCUCCUUACCGCCUCCGACGAUCAUCACGACCGCCCCAACGAGCCAUGAACUUGACCAACCCACGAAACGGAAGAACAUUUUCAAGAUAUUCCCAGAGUCCAAAAAGUCCAUGGAGGAGAUCAGAGAGCGAGCGCAUACCCCGAAACCCCGGCCGAACGACAGGUUCAGGCACGGGCCGCAAGGGUCGGGCGACCUAUCGGUGUCGACAUCGCGACCCAGCGGCGAAGAGUCCGGUCGUCUGUCCACAACGUCCAUCCGAAGCGCCGGCCGAGACCAUGCUAGCGAUUCGCGACAUUCCUCUGUAACCGAUGCUCGGCAUUCCGAGUCGUCUCGAUCCGACCAGAGUGUCGGAGACCGUGGCGUCUACCGCACCAACUCGCCCCGCGAUGCCGGUAUCGCGAUGGGGAAGAAGAAUCCGUUUCGCAUGCCACGCCUCAAGCGCAACCGCGGCCCCCUGUUUCCCCUUCCUCCACGGCCCACGGGUACGCUGUCCGGUGACCGCACGCCGGACCUCCCCAUCGAUGAACAAGACCAUGUGUCCCCGUUGCCAUCGCCGUCGCGGUCGUCCGCCGGGUUAUCGUCGCCUCGACCUCCGCUUCUGAGAAAAGACUCCUCCAACUCGGCGCACUCCGCACACUCGACCCCGUCGAUAAGAACCCGGGAUAGACCGAGAACGAGGGCACGGUCGUCGACGUUGGAUUCUGUCAUCAACGCGCAGGAGUCCGGUCAGCCAUCACCCCAUCUGACCUCGUCCGGACGGACAUCCACAUCUACUAGUGGCCGCAAGAGCUUUGGCGAUAUCUUUAGCUUUCCGCAGCGACUGAGACAGAACUCGGAGCCGCCGUUCCCCCGUAAUGGAUCCCCCGGCGGGAAGGGGUCGGAGACACCGUCGUCGAAGCUGAGCAUCCCCGACCGACAAGAGGACGACACGCCAGCGACGUAUCUGACUCGAUUGGAGGAGAGCAUUCCGCGCGGUGCCAUCGCUGGCGUUCUGGCCCAAUCCGGUGAGGAGUUUUACAAGACCGCUCUGCGCAAGUACAUGCGGCAGUUCGCUUUCUUCGGUGAUCCGAUCGAUAUGGCGAUUCGGAAGCUCUUGAUGGAAGUGGAGUUGCCCAAGGAGACGCAGCAGAUCGACCGUUUCCUGCAAAGCUUUGCUGACCGGUAUCAUGAAUGCAACCCGGGCAUCUUUGCGUCUCCCGACCAAGCGUAUUUUAUCUCCUUCUCGAUCCUUAUCCUGCAUACCGAUGUCUUCAAUAAGAAUAACAAGCGGAAAAUGCAGAAGCCAGAUUAUGUGAAGAACACCGGCGGCGAAGGCAUCUCGGAUGACAUCCUAGAGUGCUUCUACGAGAACAUCUCUUAUACCCCUUUCAUUCACAUUGAAGAAGGGCAUUCCGGAAACCGCCAUUUGUCGAAACCACGACGUACCUUGCUAAAGACAGCCAGCUCGGAUCAUUUGGCGCGUGUUGCGAGGGAGCCGGUUGACCCAUACACGUUGAUCCUGGAUGGAAAGCUGGACUCGCUCCGCCCGAGCCUGAAGGAUGUGAUGAACCUGGAGGAUACCUACCGGUGCGAUGGGACGUCUGGCCCGGCUGACAUGGAUGCUCUGAAUCGGGCCUUUGCCAAAGCGGGCAUCCUGCAGAUCGUAUCGGCUCGCUCCCGUCCGGAUGCUUUCAUGCCUUCCAGCAUGGAAAACCCGGCGGACUCGAAUCCCGGCCUGGUGGAUAUCAAAGUCGCCAAGGUCGGCUUGCUGUGGAGGAAGGACCCGAAGAAGAAGAAGACGAGAUCUCCUUGGCAGGAAUGGGGUGCGCUCCUCACCCUGUCGCAGCUGUACUUCUUCAGGGACGUGAGCUGGGUAAAGUCUUUGAUGUCGCAGCAUGAAGCCUCCCAGAAGGAGGGCCGACAGCGGUCUGUGGUGUUCAAGCCGCCGCUUGUUGAGUUCAAGCCCGACGGCAUUAUGUCGACCGAUGACGCUGUGGCCUUGCUCGAUUCGAGCUACAAGAAGCACAAGCAUGCUUUUGUCUUUGUCCGACAUAAUGCCCUCGAGGAGGUGUUCCUGGCCAACUCCGAAGCAGAUAUGAAUGACUGGAUCGCCAAGUUGAACUACGCCGCGACCUUCCGCACCACUGGGGUCCGUACGAAGGGAAUGAUCGCCACGAAUUACGAAGCACAGCGGAACCGAAUGAGUCGCCGGAACUCGGGCCAGUCGAGUGCGUCCCGUCCGUCGAUCGAGAGAGAGCCGCCCUCGCCUAACCCGGACACCGAUGUCGCGGAGGAUAUACUUGCCGCGCGCAGACAGCUCAUGCGCCAGAAGAUUCGGGAGGCGAGCGACAAGCUCUCGGCGGAGCAGAAGAAACUCGACGAUCUGCUGCGGAAUGCUCGCCAUCUGCAGGUUCUCACGCCUGUUCACUCCCGAGCUCGCGAGCACGUUAUUAUGGCUGCGGGGCGUAUGGCUGCAAAACUGAAGUGGGUGAGACAGGAUAUCUGGCGGGUCAAGUGCUAUCGGGAAGUUCUCGUGCGGGAUCUCGGUGAGGAUGUCGAGAAGCCAGAGGAACCGAAGCCGCUUCACCUGCAGAUCCCUUCUGUCGGUAGUGCUCCGUCUACGGAUGAUGGCGACAAGGCGGUCUCCCCGCUUGACAAGACGCCGGUGCAGGCUGAACCUGAUGCGUUGUCUCCGGCCAAGAAGACCGAGUCGCAGCCUGGUUCUCCGGCUACUCGCAGACCAAGCAUCCCACUGUCGUUUACCUCCUUCGACUUUAACGCUCGUCCAAGCCGACGAUCUUCCUCGGAGCACAUCAAGGAUCGCACGAAGUCCUGUUCACCGGGUCGGGCCAACGGACUGGAACGCGAAGCAUCGGUGCUCAGCAGUGGCAGCAAGCUGGAUGUCGCCAGUCUCGGCUCCCACGGCUCCAAACUCACUGCGACGGAAGUCUUUGACGAUAACGAAGAGCGUCUCCUCCGAGAGAACGGUCUGCUAGAAGUGAGCAGCUCUCCCCAGAGCCGCAAACAGGCGGCCCCAUCCGACGGCGACGCCGAGCCCCGCCGUGACGAUGACACGCUGCAGGGCGACCGAUCCAGCCGCGUCCGCCGCAGUCUGCACCGCACGCUCCGGGAUUCAUCCGGUGGCCACCAUAUCAACUACCCGCGGAGCAAGAAGUCGCGCGAGCCGGCUGCCGGCACCGCUGGCCCCGAAGACAACCCCAGCAAAGGCGAAGGGACCGGUCUUUCGCGGAAAUCGGCCAGCUUCACCGUCCACGGGAAGAAGGCGUCCAUCGUCACGUUCGGCUCUGAGUGGCAGAACAUGCUACCGGAAGAGCGCCUCAAACUGCGCAAGCCCACUCCAUCUGAAGAACCCAGGGCGUCGGACCCGGGUCUCGCCAGCAGCGGCGACUCUAUCACGUCGGAACCUCUGCAUCUGGGAUACCCGCCGUCGCAGCGCAGCGGAAGCACGGCGACUUGGCAGAGUGCCGUCAAUCACGACGAAGCCGGUGGGCUCAAAGAGACAGCGGCGAGGCUGUACGGCGAUGGCAAGGCGAAGAGCGAAAAUGCCAUUCGACCUGUUGAUGGUGGGCCGGUUGUCCAAGAGCCUGCGCCGUUGACUGCGGACGAGCAGCCAUCUAUCGUUGCGGAUGACCCCACGCAAGAGAACUUGCCGCCCAGUCCACCAGAACAGGCGGUGCAUGCAUGA
Molecule: messenger RNA, 4089 nt
Organism: Aspergillus terreus NIH2624
Lineage: Eukaryota; Fungi; Ascomycota; Eurotiomycetes; Eurotiales; Aspergillaceae
Product: Arf family guanine nucleotide exchange factor SYT1
Exons: 3
Coding region: 1-4089 (1362 amino acids)
Biological process (GO): regulation of ARF protein signal transduction
Molecular function (GO): guanyl-nucleotide exchange factor activity
Source: RefSeq, a predicted model, not a curated record